Phasianus colchicus (ring-necked pheasant) is the source of this 784-nucleotide messenger RNA. The record is from RefSeq and is a predicted model, not a curated record. NCBI's taxonomy places the organism in Eukaryota, Metazoa, Chordata, Aves, Galliformes, Phasianidae.
UUGUGUUUCUGCAGAAACCAGGCAGUGCUAGGAACAAGCAACUGCUGCCAAGAGCUCAGUGCUGCUCUUCCCUCACCCUGCACCACGCACGACUCACAGCAUUGGCUGUUUCUCUCUCCAGGCAAAAUCCACCCAGCAAGAAUGAGGAAUCACCAGCUAGCAGUUGGUGUUGCUGCUUCAGCCUCCGAAAGCCAUCCUCUGGCAGCAAACGCCAACUGCAGCGCAAUGCCAGGCAGCCCUCAGAAACAGCAGUGGUAGUCCUGGCAGGUGAAUCGAGCCCUUGCCAAGCCAUAAGAUCCAGGGCAAGUAGCGAGGAUGCUCUCUGUGCUUCCAUCAGUGAAGAGCUCUUAGGAAGCACAAAUUGCUGCAUUUCUAACAGCAGCCUUCCAUCUAACAACAUUAAUGGAGAGAAGGAGCUCAUCGAAGUUCAUGCUCUCAUUACACCUGGCUCUGCUGAAGUUGCUGACCUGGGCCUGCCAGACACCACAGUCAGCAGCCUGGAUUGUAACCAGGAGUCUCUGCAGUGCGGCCCAUCCCAAGCACAGUGUGAGUGCCCUGACAGCAGCACCUCCAUGCAGGAGCAGGUCAGCGUCAGUGAGGAGGAGCAGAGCCUCUUGCAGGGGGACUUUCAAUCAGGCCUCCAGUCCCAGGCACCGGACAGCAGCACUGAGAGCUCUGAGCCACUCUCUCCAUGACAAGACAGGAUGAGUCCCAUCUUCACCGUGGACCUCUCCCACCCUCCUGUCCUUCAUAUAAUAAUAAAAGCACACUCGUGCUCAACCAA